This is a messenger RNA of Maudiozyma barnettii, 1779 nucleotides long. RefSeq names its product sphinganine-1-phosphate aldolase DPL1 (gene DPL1). The transcript has a single exon. Gene Ontology annotation, cellular component: endoplasmic reticulum. Lineage: Eukaryota; Fungi; Ascomycota; Saccharomycetes; Saccharomycetales; Saccharomycetaceae. The record is from RefSeq and is a predicted model, not a curated record. Bases 1 to 1779 code for a protein of 592 amino acids. Gene Ontology annotation, biological process: carboxylic acid metabolic process; sphingolipid catabolic process. Gene Ontology annotation, molecular function: sphinganine-1-phosphate aldolase activity; pyridoxal phosphate binding.
AUGGAUAAAUUAUUAGAAUCACAUCUGGAUUGUUCCGAAGUGCGUGCCUUAUGGCAACAAUUCGUGGUUAGCACUGAAACUUCUAUCAGAACCCUAGACGCACAAACUAUUUAUUUGCAUGUAAUCACAUAUCUGACCGUUACGCCAUGGUACAAUAUCCUUAAGGAUUACCUGCUGGUAGUUUUCUUACACAAAUUUUUGAAAUCGAGUCUGUAUAAUGUUAGAGCAUAUGGUGUCAUUGGUUAUCCAAGACAUAUCUGGAGACAAACUUCAAGGGCCACCGUCAGAUGGCUGCUAUCGAGCAGAUUAAUGCGCAGUACUGUCGAGAAAGAAGUCGGUAAAGCAAGAGCAUCCAUUGAACACGAUUUGAUCCUGAACAACGACUGUCUACUGGAUUUCCCUACAUUACCAGAGAUAGGUCUGCGUGAAGAUCAUAUCAUUGAGGAACUAGACAUCCUCCAGGAUGUACUACCCCAUACCGAUUGGGAAGAUGGGAAAGUAUCUGGUGCUGUAUACCAUGGAGGUGAAGAUCUUAUCCGUUUACAAAGUAUUGCAUUUGAAAAAUAUUCAGUGGCUAAUCAAUUACAUCCAGAUGUGUUCCCAGCUGUACGUAAGAUGGAAGCCGAAGUUGUCUCGAUGACUUUAAACAUGUUCAAUGCACCAAUGGAGAAUGGGGCUUGUGGCACCACUACUUCAGGUGGUACAGAGUCCCUAUUAUUAGCAUGUUUGAGUGCUAAGAUGUAUGGAUUGAAACAUCAUGGAAUCACUGAACCUGAAAUGAUUGUUCCAGUGACCGCUCAUGCAGGCUUUAAUAAAGCUGCAUAUUAUUUCGGUAUCAAGAUGCACCAUAUUCCAGUGGAUCCCAAGACUUAUAGAGUAGAUGUGUGUAAGAUGGAAAGAUAUAUCAACAGCAACACAGUUUUGUUAGUUGGAUCUGUACCAAACUUUCCUCAUGGUAUCAAUGACGAUGUCGAAGGGUUAGGAAAACUUGCCGAAAAGUAUAAUCUAAGAUUACAUAUCGAUUGUUGUCUAGGCUCCUUUGUUGUUGCAUUUAUGGAAAAAGCUGGUUUCCAAAAUGUCCCAGUGUUUGAUUUCAGAGUCCCCGGUGUCACUUCAAUCUCUUGUGAUACUCACAAGUACGGUUUUGCUCCAAAAGGUUCCUCCAUCAUCAUGUACCGUAACGAGGAUUUAAGAAUGCAUCAAUACUUCAUCGAACCAAACUGGGUCGGUGGUCUCUACGGGUCACCAACAUUAGCAGGUUCCAGACCUGGUGCUCUAGUUGUUGGUUGUUGGGCCACUAUGGUGAAAUUCGGUGAGAAUGGAUACAUUGAAUCAUGUCGUUCCAUCAUAGAGGCUGCUAGAAAACUAAGAAGAUACAUCGAAGAAGAGAUUCCUGCGUUACAAAUCAUCGGGGACCCACAAUUCUCAGUGAUCGCUUUCACUUCGAAACAAAUCGACGUCUACGAACUAAGUGAUAGACUGACCAAAUCGGGCUGGCACUUAAACACACUUCAGAACCCACCAGCACUACACCUGGCAGUCACCAGACCCUCUGUCCCGGCAAUCGACUCUCUGUGCCAGUUACUAAGUAGCACAGUUAAAGACAUGUUAAACGAUCCCAACGUCAAACCUUCUGCUGAUGGUACAAGUGCCUUGUAUGGUGUCGCCGGUAGUGUCAAGACCGCAGGUGUCGCCGACCAACUAAUCGUCGCCUUCCUGGACACCCUAUACAAACUGGCCCCAGGAAUUAGCAGCAAUAGCAGCAACACUGCCACUUAA